Molecule: messenger RNA, 8862 nt
Organism: Dimorphilus gyrociliatus
Lineage: Eukaryota; Metazoa; Annelida; Polychaeta; Dinophilidae
Source: the annotation of a GenBank genome assembly
GGAAUAGGAUGCCAUAUUUUGUCCAAAAUGGCGGACAACAGAAUUUGUAAGUCGGCGAAAAUAACGAAAAAGAACGGCUUACUAGAGAAAUCACCAAUGAUAGCAUCAUGAAUCGUCAGCAAAUACUCACAGGAGCGGCGAAUGAUGGAGAACAGUCGUUCUCUGUCGGCUCUGUUGAAGGAACAUCAUUUUUGGCUUACGCUGCGGGCUGCGACGUCGUUAUCCUAUCUUUGACUUUGAAAAGAGUACAAAUAAUUCCUGGAGAUGAAUUGGUGAGUUGUGUUGAUGCUUGUGAGGAUUGCGGUCGGAUAGCAGCUGCCUAUUCAACAUAUAUUAAAAUAUUUGAACCGUCACGUUUAAUGCAUCAUGAAAAUUCAACAGAGGCUGUUAAAUAUCAAUGGUCAUACGGUGGUGUUUGCCAAUGCUCAGCUCAAGUAAAUACCUUAUCGUGGGAUAAUGAAGGCGUUCGAAUUUUAUCCGGAGGUGAAUAUUUACAAUUGUGGUCUGCUCCCAAAAAGAAAACUUGGUUCCAAGACGAAGAAGAAAAAUCGAAAAUGGAUUGGAUAUGUGUUUGGCAAUGUAAACCUUCCUCACCUAUAGUAUUAGUUCGAUUUUCUUCCGACGGCCUACUAUUUGGUUCGAUUUCUGCUAAUGAUAGACUAGUUAAAGUGUGGUAUGAAAAUAAAAGAGUAUCUCCUCCUCUUGUUAGGGCUGAUAGCCUAAGUCCUAAGAGGGAAGAGGUUCAUUUCUCAUUUGUGUAUAUUGCGCAUCCUAGAGCCGUUACGUCUUUUUCUUGGAGAAGAACAUCAAGACAUAUGUCACGAGGAGCUGUUGCUAACGCUCUGUUAACUACCUGUGUAGACAAUAUCUGCAGAAUUUGGUUGGAAACCGUCCUCCCCGACCAUGGCUUGGUCGAUGUUCAACAAUUAGAAUCUGGAAAUUACAAUUCAGCUUCGGCCUUUCACGUUCACAGACAUAGGCGAAGAUUAUUACAAAGAGCAACACACUCUGCAAAACAUUGCCAACCACACGCCAUAAGCCCAUUACCUUCAACACAAUCAGUUCAUGAUUUUCACAAGUUUGGAAUUCAUCCAAAUAGCGUUGCUCCAGGCCUACAUAUGCAUUUAGCAGCGACUGUCACUCCAGAGCUUCAUAUAAAGCCAGCAUUUCCUAGCAAUUUCAGUUUUAACGUCCAUUGGUUAAAUAACAAAGAGUUGCAUUUCGUAAAACAUGCAGAAAAUAUUGUAACUGAUCUCAAACAAACGGAUGGUUCAGUUCCACAAACCCCUGCCGAUACCGCAUCAAUAAAAAGCGUAGCUACCUCAACCGAUGGCGAUGUUGUUAGUACUUUAGAUAGUAGAAUAGAAAGUUUAAUGAGAGAGUGGCAUGAAAAUGGGGAUAUGCUCAUAGGAGUGCAUCCUGUUGAUGGAUCGAUAUUAGUCUGGAUCGUUGAAUGGUUAGACGAAUGUGCGCCCGGCUCCUUUAGGCAACCCCACGUAACUUUCUCCUUACAAAUUCCCAACGCUUUACCAGCGCCGGACGCGGCUAGCAUUUGUUCUCGAUUAAUUCUGCUACCAGAUUAUACGUUUACAUCUAGUAUAAAAAUUUUCUCUAAACACAACGAUGGAUCGAUAAAUGCUUGGAAGGCAUCGGUUGCUGACGGGUCUAGAUGUUCUCAUAUCUUGAGUGUUACUCAUCAAGCUAGAGCGAGCGGUCACAGAUUUCACACUAGUACGGCGGCUUGUCAUCCCCUGUUACCUCUCCUACUGACUACAGCACGCUAUUGUCCAAGCCAGGAUAUUGGUCAGAAUUUAUCCGAAUUGAUUCUAUGGAGAGUGGACCCCGUUGGACCAUUAGCCGAAUCAGGAGGGCUAUUAGAGUUAGCUAGAAUAGAUUCGCCCUCAAGAACUGCCUUUUCGCAUGUGGCAUGGCUGCCGAAACUUUUACCUUCAACGUCCUUAGAUACUCAUACAAAUUCACCAGCUGCAAUGCUAGUUGUUUCUGAUGGUUCUAAGUUAAAGUUGUGCUUGGCUGUUGUUGAUGCUAGGGCCCUUCUAUAUAUACCAUCAAAUAAAAAAAAUGUCGACGUAGAUGAAGUAGGUUUAAUAGAAGACGAAGAGGAACAGGGUGGUGUGCCAAUGAAUUUAAUAUCAAAGCAGUCUACAGCUAGACCGGGUUGUAUAUUAGAAUUGGACGAAGUUGAAAAAGGUGACUGGAGUGAUGUGGCUCUUGUUCAUGCAUUCGAUGGUAACACAAUGAACACAGAAGACGAUGACGAUAUGUACAUAGUAUUGGUAAAGAAAAACGGCGAAGUAUACAUGUGGAGAGUUCAUGUCGUUGCUCCUGAGGAGGUUGAAAGACAGAACUUUUCACCCGAUUCACCUCUAGUUCAAGAUAAUGAAGAAGAAAAUUUUCAUUAUCAUACACCAGAAUGCAGUUCAAUGAAAACUCCUUUAUAUAUGCAUAAAGUUCGCGUGACCGUUACUUGUACAAGGGUGUGCAAAGCGACAUUAAAUUUACCACCCGAUGUCGAUAUUAUUGAUGUUAAAGUAGCCGCGGGCCAUUUAAGUUCGUCGUCAUUGCACGCGACCGGAUGUAAAGCUCCUUAUCAGAUAGUAACCGCAUGUUCCGAUACAAGAAUUCGAUUGUGGAAAUACGACGGAAGCAUGUCAUGGGUAGAAUACAAAACAGUUUUGGAAGGUGAUAGUAGUUUACAAGCAAUGGCCACUCCAUUAGUGGUCAGCUGUGCCUAUACGGGACGACUAGCUCUGGCGCACCAUGUUGGCAAACAUUCAAUAGCCGUUUCUAUAAUGGAAUGUGAAUCAACUGGAGGGGCGGGUUGGAAUUGUGAAGUUACCCUUGAUUUAGGGUAUAAUAGAAAACAAAAGGUUCAUUUAGAUUGGGUUACAACUGAAGAUGGCGCUCACGUUUUAACAGUUUGUAUAGGAACGCGCCUUCACAUUUACGCAGCCGUUAGUGCUCCAGAAUUAAUUGCCAGCUUGGGUGUGGGGGGUGAAGGGGGCGGCAGAAGGAGACCAUUAACUAAAACGAAAUCAAUAGCUGUUGCACAAAAGAACGAAGAAGUCAGAUGGACACUGAUAAGGGACGUAGAAUUGGUAACGGCCGACGGGCUGACUCCGAUUCCAGUAUUUAUGUCGUGGGUGCGUGAUGGCCUUUUAGUUGUGGGCUUUGAAAAUGAGACUCAUGUAUAUAGCCAAUGGAGAGGAGAUGUCCUAGCUAAUACUCAACCAGUCACUAUAUUGCCUUCUAGUUCCUCCUUAAUUAGCUUAACAAAGGAUAGUAGGCAAAAGAAGGAUUCAAAGAAAUCCAAGCCGCCACAAAUUCUUAAUGACGUCGGGCUUUUUGAAGAGGCUCGCCGUGCUCAUCCUGUUUUACCACAAUAUCAUCCUAGACAACUACUCGAGUUGCUAAACUUUGGGCGAAUUAGGAGAGUUAAGGCUAUCCUAUGUCAUUUAGUGAACUGCCUCACAACUAGGCCAACCUCAUAUCAUGAAACUGGUCGAACGAGAUCAUUUUCUAGAACCGUUUCUGUUGCUGAGGCAGAAGAAUUCCAAUCGGCAGAAAACGGUGUUGAAGAAUCUGCUGUUCCACCAUUGCCAAUUUAUAGUUUAUUGGCUGUCGAUUCUUCAAAGAAUUUAGAGCCAAGUCCCCUAUCGCCCGCCCAAACAGUAAACACGGGUAGUGAUGACUACGAUGCUCUAUUCAAAACACCAACUACUUUUGAAUAUGAGCAUAAAGACGAAGAGGAUGAAGAGGACGAAGAUGAAACUUUUGCGGAUGAUGUCACUGGCAUUCGCGAAAUGUCUCGAAGGCGAAAACGUAGUCUAUCUACCGGAAGUUCUACAGCGCAUUGGGGACCGUCUCAAACGAAACAGCUGCAAAGGCAUUUGAUUCACACAAGAUUGCCUGGUCUGUCAUCAGUUGACCAAAUGUACUUGUUGGCCUUGGCAGAUACCGUCGCAACAACUAGAGCGGAUUUUGGAGCAAAUAGACCUGCUGAUAUGGCUCUCCAAGAUGCUGUUGAUGAUUGUGGUCUACGAUUUCUUUUGGCUACUCGACAUUAUAUGUAUUUAAUAAAGACGCUGCCACUACGUCAAAGGGCACCUUUGGUGAGAAAGGGUCUUAGUCCGUCCAUAAUUGCUUGGGCAUUCCAUUCUGAAGCUGAAAGCGAGCUAGUCGAUCUAGCAACUGGAAGUGGAGCUAAAACAUGGCCCGAACUACGCCAGUUGGGAAUUGGAUGGUGGGUUAGGUCAGUUUCCAUUUUAAGAACAAUGGUCGAGAGAAUGGCUAAAUCGUCAUUCGAACAAAAGCGUGAUCCAUUAGAUGCUGCGCUGUUUUAUUUGGCGUUGAGAAAAAAGAAUGUCUUAUGGGGCUUAUUUAGAUCAGUAGAUGAUACAAAAAUGAUGGAAUUCUUCAAACGAGAUUUCAGCGAAGAGAGAUGGCGUAAAGCAGCUUUAAAGAAUGCUUUUGCAUUGUUAGGAAGACAGCGUUUUGAGCAUGCAGCAGCUUUCUUCUUGUUGGCUGGAGCUGUUAGAGAUGCCAUAGAAGUCUGCUUAAAUAAGUUAGAUGAUUUGCAAUUAGUUUUGGUUAUAGCAAGAUUACAUGACGUCCAAUUAGAUGAGGGUCUGCCAAAGUCAGUUAAGAGGUUACUGUACGAAGAAUGUCUCGGCGCAAAGAAUGAAAAUGGAUUAGACAGGGAUAUUACAUUGGCUCAUCCUGAUCCCUUUAUUCGAUCAAUGGCGUAUUGGAUGUUGGGGGAGUAUUCGAAUGCUUUAAGUACACUUCUGGAACCAAAGGCUGGUUCGUGUAGAGCAUAUAGAAAUAAUGAGGAAGAUGAAGAGGCCAACGUCUUCAAUUUUUACAAUUAUCUACGAACACAUCCAUUAAUCGUACGCCAGCAAAUAGCUGCGGCCGAUAGUCACCUUCCACUUGGUGGUUUUAGUUCUGAGCCAACGAACGUCCGUGUUACACCUACCGAAAGAAGAUUAUAUUUCAACACUGCAUAUCAACACCUCAGGUCGGGUUGUCCAAUGUUGGCUUUAGAAGUUCUCUCUAGAUUACCCGACGUUGUUUUAGAAGGGAAAGAAAAGACUAAGGAACAAUCAAAAAAAAUUAAUGGAGGAGAAACGGCUGAUGCCUUCGACUGGAGCCAGCCGUUAAUUGGUGGGGAUGCUUCUGAAUUAACUUUAGGUACUGAAGAAGAUAAUAUUGAUGAAGAAUUUGAGACAAAAUCAGCUGCUGAUGACGAAAUGGCGCAACAGAUGAAAAUGAUUGCUAGCAUCAAAAUAAUGACACAAGAAUUGUCAACCUUGGCUACAGGCUACGAGGUUGAUGGCGGACAUCUAAGAGCUCAUUUGUAUACAUUUUUAGAAAAGGAAAUGGAAGCCCUUCGGCAAUUGUGUUCAUACCAUGUUAACUUACCUGAAAUUGAUAAUUCAAAUAGUCUCAGCUCAACAGCAGAUCAAAAAACAGCAAUACCCACUUUACAUGAAGUUAUUUUAGCCGAAAAACUCGAUUUAGACGCGAAAAUUGAACGAAUGACUAGAAGAAGAAAGUGGCUCCAUGCUCAUGAAAGAAUUCUACGAACCCUCCUGGCUUUUUCUGCUCUGCAUGGUGCAGCAGGAGGUGGUUUAGCCUCCGUGCGAAUGGAGCUAUUGCUUUUAUUACAGGAGUUACAACAAGAUGCUAGGAGUACCCUUCACCAUUCUUUACCAUUUCCUACAACUUUACCAUUAGUUAGCUCGGCGGUUGCGAGCGUCAAAACAGUUGUAUCAGACCCGAUUCGACAUUUGUGCCUAACAACAAGAGAUCUAUUAAAAUCAAUUCUCAAGCUGGAAUUGCCACCGACAAAUGAAAUGCAAACUAUAAGGAAAGUUUUAGUCAUGCGAGAUAUUGCAGCUGCAUUAUCCGCUUCUAUUUACCAGUGUCUGUGCGAUUCAGAUCACGUUGAACCUUGGAGUGGUCAGCAACCUCUGUCGCCCAACACCUUCCUGGUGACGGGGGCACGGCGCUCUAGGAAUUUGUCAUGUGACGAAAACAAGGCCACUUCUGCCCCGGCAGAUUGGCCAGGUGUUACGUCCCUAAAGCAAUUACUGCUAAAAGGCCGGGAUAAGGAUGCUCCAAAAGUUCGUAUCUUGUUAUUGGAGAGUUUGGUUGCUGCCUAUUUAUCUCUUUUAUCAGCGGCUCUUGCCUUAUUCGAUGCCGAUGCUCUAUAUAGAUUAGUUGGACAUCCUUUGUGUGCGACAAUGUGGCCUGCACUAUUCGGUGGUGGAGCAAGAAAAGUGGUUAGGGUCGCUGUUUCUGAAAAUCGACAAGUGAAUCGCAGUGAUGUAGAUAAACAACGAACAAAGUUACAUAUGAGAAUUUUAGGUGCUCCUAGUGGUGCUAGUCAAUCGACGUCCUUAAGAGACGAUAAACCCACUUACAAGGAAAGAUACAUAGCUCCAGAAACUUCAAUGGUCACUUAUCUUUUGACAAAACCCUACGAAAAUCCUCACGAAGAAAGAGUUGAUUAUGAUUCGGCUGAUUCGGCGCCAAGUGAAGACGAAGAUGAAACUGACGAGUUUGGAGAAAAUACGAAAAGCUCUUUGCCAGCUAAUACUGAACACUGUGAUCCUAACUCUUAUUCAUGGACGUUGAUAAGAUUUGCUAUCGUUCGACACGUAAGAGUUCACUUGAGAAUGUUUGUACCAUCAGUUGGAGUGGAAUUGGUUGAUCUUCCUGUUGUCUCGCCACUUCUUCACGCUGUUUUCCGAACGUUAGAGGAAUGGGAUGGUAAUUUAUCAGAAGCUCUUAACUCAUUUGGCGGACCUCCACAAGAGUACAUUCCUACCCUUUAUGUUGAUUCGAAUAGCAAUGGCCCAGCUCUUUUAAAGUAUAAAGCAAUGAGAGAUGUUCAUAAUACACCUUUCAGCGCCUCUCCUGAUUGUCUCCCUGUUAAACGGCUCUGGUAUUACUUGGUUAGACAAGAUAGUCUACAAGAUGUGUUUAUUAGGUAUCUAUUUAAGAAGCGUCAGCCAAAUUUACCACCUAGUGAAGAUGAGGAGGAUGUUACAGACGCCAAAGUAGAACCUGAUGAAGCUCCAAUGAAGAUUAUACAUAGGGAACAGGAUGAUAUUGUAGCAUUCUGUUUGAAUCAGUAUACGGGUGUUUGGGCUCAACGUUUAUCAUCCGAAUACGGUGGUGAACCAAUGAUGACAAAUCUACAUUGUGCAGCUUUAGCAACUGUUAAGGAGAUUGUAGAAUUAGACGUUUCUGGGGUUUUAUCACCCCCCGCUUGGUUAGAAGAUAAUACUGAAUAUGAUAUAGAAACUAUGAUGCAGCCAGUGGCACCCACUGGUGAUUUUGUUGUAAUACCUAGAGCAGCUAGUUUAAUGAAUACUCCAACUGCUCCUGGAGCUUUUCCAAUGCCUACUUCGGUUGUUGGCUCUAGUCUUCAAAGAGAUGGAACAAGUGUUCUCUGCAAAAGGACUCAACAGUCCGGUAUCAGACGGAUGGGAGCACAUCCAAAUCUGCCUUAUUACGUAACCGGUUGUAGUGAUGGUGCCGUCAAGUUAUGGGAGUGGGGACAUAGAAAUAGUGUAUGCGAUGUCAGGCCAUCCGGUACAUUUCCGGCCGUCACUUGUUGCCUAUUUAACGCCCACGGAAACAAAUUGGGAGUUAGCGAUGCCGAAGGCGCUGUCAGUUUUUGGCAGUUGGGCGUUGCUGCGACGGUUGCCAAACCAUAUGCUCGUAUACAAUGCCAUAGUAAAGCAUCAGCAGGUUUAGUCUGGGCAGGAAGUUCAAGCGUCCUAGCCACCUGCGGGAAUGGAGAUAAUAAACACGUUGCCCUCUGGGACACUUUAUUACCUAGUCGAAGAGCAAGAGUUGCUUACUGGCCUGUUCACGAAGCUGGCGCAACUUCGAUCGUUUAUGCUCCUCAUAGACAACAAAUUAUUACUGCUGGUAGAAAGGGUGAUGUCUCAGUCAUCGAUACUAGAUCGAGGAGAGUUCAGCAUACCUUUAUGGCACACGAAGGAACACCAAUUAGAGCUUUAGCAAUAGAUCCUGCUGAACAACUCUUAGUUACUGGAGGUGGAGAAGGUGAUAUAAAGAUUUGGCGUUUAGACGCUCACAGACUAAUUCACACCUUUACGGGACAACAUUCAAAGUCGUCUUUAUUUAGAAAUGUGUCCGGAAGUAGUAAGGGAGUUUUACAAUUGACUUUAACGCCCGAUAGACAUUUAUUAUCUUGUGGAGCUGAUGGCUCGCUAAAAGUACGCCAAUUGGCGGAUGGUUAAAUUAAUUUACAAAUUUAAAGAAUAGAAGAAUAAAGUACGUUAGAAGAAUCUAUUCUUUCACUUCUACGUAUCUCUUAAGAACAUUCCGAGGUGUGCAAAAUAUUUAAAAAAAACAGUAGCAGACAGAUAUUGGAGGAGAUAUUUUACAAAAAUUGAUUAGUCAGUUGCCCAAUCAGUAUACUAGUCGAAAGAGAAAUUUUAAUCUUAUUUUCCUCUACAGCCAUUCCACCUAUUUUUGCAUGAUUAACAAUCGUGCAUAGUGUUCCUAAAAUACGUGUUGUGAAUUGUAAAUAACUUUAGUUAAGGAAAAAGAAAAGUCUACUAAAAAGGAAAAAAAAUGGAACCAAAAAAUCUUAAUCAGAAAAAUGUAUGAAGAAUGUUUAGACAAUUUUAUUCAAUUGUAGAAAGUUAUGCAACAAAAUCGUUAAUUUACAAUAUUUAUCAAAUACAAAUUCUAUUUGUUCUGCAGUAUACAUACACGUAUAAUAUAUUGUAAAUUAGAGGGAUUAUAAGGGUAGACUACUAGCUAAUAUAUGAUAAAAAAAAAAGACGUCUAAAACAC